Molecule: messenger RNA, 1772 nt
Organism: Triticum dicoccoides
Lineage: Eukaryota; Viridiplantae; Streptophyta; Magnoliopsida; Poales; Poaceae
Product: GDSL esterase/lipase At2g31540-like
Exons: 3
Coding region: 252-1310 (352 amino acids)
Biological process (GO): lipid metabolic process
Molecular function (GO): lipase activity
Source: RefSeq, a predicted model, not a curated record
AAGAUAAGGAUUUCCAUUAGGAGCGCCUCUUUUUCUUUGCGAAAAACUUCCGAUCGAGCACCUUAUUAGUGCAGGAGUAUUAGUUUCAUGCAAAAAAACAAGAGUAUCCAAUAUUCAUUUCGUGCAAGAAAUGCUACUAUAUUACUCCAGGAAGAUGAGUUAUUACCAGUCAUUCACGAUGCUCUCGAAAUAUUAUACGUAAGGACCAGUUGCAGAGGCCUAGAACCUCAGCCCAGGCAAGAACCUCUCCCAUGGCGCACCCUGCCAUCCUCCUUCUCCUGGCGCUCCUCCUCCUCCUUGCUUCCCCCGCCAUUUCAUCCACCAAGAGAACCCAGCAGCCAAAGUUCCCGGCCAUCUUCUACUUCGGCGACUCCAUCUUCGACACCGGCAACAACAACCACAUCCCGACUCUGGGCCUGGCGAACCACCCACCAUACGGGAGGGACUUCCCGGGGAGCAGGCCGACGGGGAGGUUCUCCAAUGGCCGGCUCGUACCGGACCUCCUCAACGAGAGGCUGCAGCUCAAGGAGUUCGCGCCGCCGUUCCUGGACAGAAGCCUGUCCGACAAGGACAUCAUGACGGGGGUGAACUUCGCGUCGGCCGGGUCCGGGUUCGACGACCGGACGUCGCACCUGGCCAACACCAUGCCAUUGUCGGCGCAGGUGGACCUCUUCAGGGACGAGUACCUUCCUCGCCUCAGGAGCAUCGCCGGGGACAAGGAGGCUGCCAGGAUCAUUGCCAGCUCUCUGAUGUUCAUCAACGCGGGAACCAAUGAUUUCACUCAUUACUACCGUUCAUCGAGGAGGAGGCUGGGCAUUGGUGAAUACCAAGAUACUGUGCUCCAGUUGGUGCGUGCUCAUGUCAAGGAGCUGUAUAACCUCGGGGGGCGGCAGUUCAUCUUGGCAGGUCUUCCUCCAUUUGGCUGCAUACCCUUGCAGAUCACAUUGAGUGGAGACCUUGAGAGGGGCUGUGUCGAUGAGCAGAACAGUGAGGCCCAGGUCUACAACUCCAAACUUCAGAAGUUGAUUCCAACAUUACAAGGCUCACUCAGAGGAAGCAAAAUUGUGUACUUGAACGCCUACGAAGCUUUGACGGUGAUCCUUCAGGGCACCAAUAAAUAUGGAUUUACAGAGACAACACUGGGAUGUUGUGGGACUGGGCUCACAGAGGUCGGAAUACUUUGCAACAGAUUUACCCCUAUCUGCAGGAAUGCGUCAUCCUAUGUAUUUUAUGAUGCGGUGCACCCAACAGAGAGGGUUUAUAGGAUAGCAACCGAUUACAUAGUGAAAAAUGUAAUUCCACAGUUUUAAAGAAUCAAAUGCUCAAAUAAGAUAUAUUUUUUCUCAUUGCAUUAACGAAUUAACCUAAUGCGUUUGGUUCGAUCUUUUGGCUUUUACUUGAAGUCUGCCUUGUAAGAAAGAGUCACUGGCAUGUGUUUCCUUUGUUAUGUUAUACACAAUAUGAUAAGCUCAGCAUUCUCAGAAAUUAAUUUAAGAAAGGAAAUCAAGAAAUCAAAGGCAUAACAUGUGUUUCGUUUGUUAUGUUAUACACAAUAUGGUAAGCUCAGCAUUCUCAGCAAUUAAUUAAGAAAGAAGAUCAAGAAAUCAAAGGCAUAACAUGUGUUUCAUUUGUUAUGUUAUACACAAUAUGGCAAGCUCAGCAUUCUCAGCAAUUAAUUUAAGAAAGGAAACUAAAAAGUCAAAGGCAUAACACCGUGAUCAGGUUAUGUAAACUCGAGAAGCUAGAGAAGGGAACUGAUUGGGAGUAACCAU